UUCAACUCAAAAACAGGACUCCCACCGGAAAGGUAUCUACAUGACUGCCUUGUAAAGAAAGGAACGAUUUAUUUUGGGACAUCUGGAAAUUAGCUCCACUAUCAAUCGGAGGAUUAAGGAAUGGCCGUAAUUAAAGGCAUAGUUUGGAAGCUAUGCAUCUCACACUAGAGUCUACCGGUAGCCAUAGUUUCGAGAGAGGGAAAACGCCGCCGCGAGAUCGUUCGUUAGAAUGACUGAUGCUCGCAAGCCGCGAAAAUGUCAGAUUAUUAUGCUCGAUGAGCGGCGUCUAGAUCUUCUAGUACAGCCCCGGUUGAUGUCCUGUGAUUUACUAGAUAUGGUUGCCUCGCAAGUCGGCCUCCAUGAGAAGGAAUAUUUUGGUCUUUCAUACACCGAUGAGACGAGUCACCAGACCUGGUUAAGACUUGACAGAAAAGUUCUAGAUCAUGAUCUUCCAAGAUAUCAAGACCCUUUCCUUUUAGUGUUUUGUGUUAGGUUUUUUGUCCCUAAUAUUUUGAUUUUGAAAGAAACAAGUACUGUAGAACUCUUUUUCCUUCAAGCACGCAUUCUUAUCUUUAAGGGUACAAUCCAGUGUGAUAGUGAAACUGUUUUUGAAUUAGCUGCCCUUGCUCUUCACGCAAACAGUGGGGACUACACAAGUGAUGAAGCUGCAAGAGCAGAUCUCAGGAAAUUACCAGUUCUUCCUACAAGAACACUUAAAGAGCGACCUUCAAUUACAUUCUGUGAAGAUAAAGUGUUGGACUAUUACAAGAAAUCUGCUGGACAGACAAGAGGUGAAUCUGUUGUGAGGUAUCUGGUUAUUUUUCAAAGCUUGCCAACUUAUGGUGUUCAUUAUUAUGAAGUUAAGGACAAGAGCAAUAUACCAUGGUGGUUAGGACUCAGUCCGAAAGGAAUUGGUCUGUAUGAUCAUGGUGAUAAAAUUAAGCCUAGAAAGAUUUUUAUGUGGAGUCAGAUAGAGAACAUUUACUUCAGAGAUAGGAAGUUCUCCAUUGAGAUCAGAGAUUCCUACAGAUAUGAAUUUAAGGACAGUAAAACUAGGGUAAACACAAUCGGCCGCAAACAUAAUGGUGCUGGGAACAUGAUGGUCCAUGCCUGGUUUUCAAGCACAGGUGCAUUGGCAAAGACAAUGUGGUCGAUGGCUAUUAGUCAACACCAGUUUUACUUGGACAAGAAGCAAGUAGAGGCCAAAAUAACAUUGAGGAGAAGUCUUCGAGAUAUGGCACGUGAGCUAUCGCAGUCAACGGGUUCAUUACCUUCUUCCACGUCAGACAGUAUUAGGACGAAGAGUGACCAGUCACGCAGUAUGUCAAGUCUGACCAUGAAUGGAAGUGAGAAUUUAUCUUCGCUUCCCAAAGCCGCCGAGCGAGAGAUGUUAACAGCUCUGGCAGCGAGGAAAGAGGCUCUCCUGGAGAAACUUAAAGAAAGAACGGAAGAACUCAAAUCCUUGUGUAUGCAGGAAGCGGAAUUAACUGGCGAGUACCCCCUGGAGACACCCUAUACACCAGGGAGCCCCCUGCCGCCAAUCAGACGGAGGGUUGGAACUGCCUUUGAAUUUUCCGAGUUUAUUAUCAGCGGAGAAAAGGACGAGGACGAGGAAAUCAAGUCUAUGGCAAGAGAGAUUGAAAUUCAGUCACAGAUCACAACCGCCGCUCAGAAACUCGCCGAAGACCGCAGUGUAAACAAGAAUGUAAGAAAAACAAGAAAAUUAACGUAUCAAAAGUCACUGAGGAGGCUCAAAGACAUGGAAGGUAAUCUUGAAAGAUUAAAGAAGAGUCGAUCGGUUGUGGACAUCAACCACGAUGAGGAAGGUAACAGGACCGGAGAAGGUUUCUAUCACGUAAAUUCGACGUCCGACGGUCCCAACUAUUCCCAAACAGAACGACUCAGUCCUCAGCGCUACCGAACAAGUGUUAACCUUAGUGUUGGUAGCAAGGGAAGUACAGUCAGUGCGGAAAGUCUUCAUGAUAGAGACUCAAUCGAUAGGGGGUCCUACAGCGGACCCCCCUCCCCGGUGAUAUCACCGUAUAGAAAAACACCUACAAGCCCCACUGCAAGGGCUUAUCAUGGAUUCUCGGAGACGCGACGACAACACAGUCCGUUAGCCAACGGCCCCCGUGCGGGGCGAUUUUCUCCGCGGGGUGAAAACAACCGUUCGGUGCCAGCGUUUCAAUAUUCGGACAGUGACACUAGAAGUGACUCUUCCACGAAGCCAUCGUCGGUGAGUUCGUACGCGAACUCGGAAGACAACGGAGAUAACAUUGAACCUUACUGGCAUCAGCGGAGAAUAGGGAACUCUUGCGAGAGCCUGGACGAGAAUCACGUUCGAGGACCAAGUCCUCGGAUGUUUGUUAAUCGUUCUGCGGAACAGAGUUCAGAAAGUCUGAACAGUGACCAUGAAGGGAGUCCCUCUCCGUUUAGUCCUGUGCGCAAUCCUCGAUCAUUUUCGUUAAGCGCUCGCCCAUCAAACUUGAAAAUUCCAACAGUGAAGUAUUUAAACUCCAGUGAUUUGGGAAUAAUCAGUACUUCAGGUACUGCUGGGAGUUACUCUCUAAAUCACACUUCAAGAUUGUCUCCUAAUCUCGCCAGCAAAGGAUUUAUCUCCACCUCUCUGUCGAAAAUCGAUCGGCCUCCGCCUUCGUUGUCAAAUAUGAAUCUGAGAACAGCUAGAUCCCAGGUUAAUAUGUCAACGAUGCCUUAUCUGACAAGUCCAGGUUACUAUCGAAAAAAUCAAUUCUCAGAGUUGUCAAUAUAUGAGGAAGACCUGCUUGAAUGGAGAGCGAAUGAUGAGUCGGAAGCUACAUUAGUGUGAGAUCAACAAUGAAAAAUAAUCCAUUCUCCAUCGCCGAUUUCACGAAACAAACACAUCAGAUAGAGAAUCAAGCUGGUGAAACGGAGCAUCAGAUGGUACCAAAUCGAUGUAUUAUAGGAAAAUGAAGAGUUGUGAAGACCUCGUUGCACAUUUCAUCAAAUACGGUGGAUAGAAAACCGGGCUGGUUAAAUGCUAAACAAUAGCGAAUCAGAAGCUACGGUGAUACAAAAUCGAUAUAAUAUCGGGAAAAGAAACGUAAUCCUGUCGCACAUCUCCGACAGUUGUGGAACGAGCCUGGUGAAAUGGAGAAGGCUGGCAUGCUGAAUUAAAGUGAUACAAAAUCGAUAUUCCCCACUGAAAAGUGCGGCAGACAUACAAAAAUUUCGUAUUUUACGAGUUUCAUCUAAGGGCUGAUAAUUUUUACACGGUUUGUGUUCGAAACGUUUUUAAGGUGAUAGAAUUUUUGUACAACUUGACAAAAAUUAUAACCUAGGUCUGUUCUUGUUGGUACCCUUCACAGAUGUUUUCCUUUUACCAAGUUGCAGGAGUAAUUUUUAAAGUGGGUAUUAUUCUACAAAAUAGCAAGUGUUGUGGUAUAAAAGCGGGUUGGGGGAGGUUUAUUCUUAUCGUAAACGGACUAAAUCGAGAGAAAAUACUUUGAAAGGUGACAUUUGCAAUUUUUUUCUUUUUUGAUAAAAUUAAUCGUAAUGAUUUUUUUUUUUAUCCAUAUAUUCUUUGUAAGUAAUAUUACUGAAACAGUUUAUUUCAUUGGGUCCCUUAUAUUACAGCGUUUCAUAAUCGAGUGUCGAAGUAAACAGGAAUUCCUUUGGGCUACUUUCACAUGCUUUGAUUGGUAUAAAACACUUGUGACACUAUUGCAAACCGGCCACGUUUAUAUCCCGUCCUUUCAUAGCUUCCAUGUAUUUCUCUCCGUUCUUAUUGGCUCCUUUGUGUUUUCCACGACUGAAUGGUAAAUUUUUUUUUGUCAAGCGACACUCGAAAGUAUCUGUAUAGAAAUCAGGUCAUUUUUUAUCAGUCAUUUAUAUCCCUAUGGGAUAACGACCUGCUUUGUAGGUCACUUAUGGUAUUUAUUUGAAAUUAUUCAUGAAAUAUUCCACGUCAUAGAUUGGGUUACUGUAUUGAAUUUUGUGAGUGCUGUAAAGUAUGGAUAAAAGAAAAGAAAAGUUGUUAUUCGCAAGAGAACAUGUAGAUACUGAAUGAAGAUACUUAUCAUUUUAACUAAAGCAUUUUUUAAAACAAAAUAUACCAGUGUUAUUAUAUACACAAGAAUGUUUCAAUAAAUAGCAGAAUUAUAAACA
Messenger RNA from Stylophora pistillata, 4146 nucleotides. Its product is annotated as FERM domain-containing protein 4A. Gene Ontology annotation, biological process: establishment of epithelial cell polarity. The record is from RefSeq and is a predicted model, not a curated record. Gene Ontology annotation, cellular component: adherens junction; cytoskeleton; bicellular tight junction. Lineage: Eukaryota; Metazoa; Cnidaria; Anthozoa; Scleractinia; Pocilloporidae.